Molecule: messenger RNA, 342 nt
Organism: Chrysochloris asiatica (Cape golden mole)
Lineage: Eukaryota; Metazoa; Chordata; Mammalia; Afrosoricida; Chrysochloridae
Gene: ARPP19
Product: cAMP-regulated phosphoprotein, 19kDa
Exons: 3
Coding region: 4-342 (112 amino acids)
Cellular component (GO): cytoplasm
Molecular function (GO): protein phosphatase inhibitor activity
Source: RefSeq, a predicted model, not a curated record
ACUAUGUCCGCGGAAAUCCCUGAGGCAGCCUCUGCGGAGGAACAGAAGGAAAUGGAAGAUAAAGUGACUAGUCCAGAGAAAGCUGAAGAAGCAAAAUUAAAAGCAAGGUAUCCUCAUCUGGGACAAAAACCUGGAGGUUCCGACUUCUUAAGGAAACGAUUACAAAAAGGGCAAAAAUAUUUUGAUUCUGGGGAUUACAACAUGGCUAAGGCAAAAAUGAAGAACAAGCAGCUUCCUACUGCAGCCCCGGAUAAGACAGAGGUCACCGGUGACCACAUUCCCACUCCACAGGACCUUCCUCAGCGGAAACCAUCCCUUGUUGCUAGCAAGCUGGCUGGCUGA